This is a messenger RNA of Mangifera indica (mango), 882 nucleotides long. Its product is annotated as MYB-like transcription factor ODO1. The record is from RefSeq and is a predicted model, not a curated record. Bases 35 to 796 code for a protein of 253 amino acids. The transcript is spliced from 2 exons. NCBI's taxonomy places the organism in Eukaryota, Viridiplantae, Streptophyta, Magnoliopsida, Sapindales, Anacardiaceae.
UCACAAGUAGUAGUGGUGAGACUAAUUCAGUUGCAUGGUGAUGGGAAGACAACCUUGCUGCGACAAACUUGGAGUGAAGAAGGGGCCAUGGACAGCUGAGGAGGACAAGAAACUCAUCAACUUUAUUUUCAGCAAUGGCCACUGCUGUUGGCGAGCCAUCCCUAAACUUGCUGGCCUCCGUCGCUGCGGCAAAAGCUGCCGGCUUCGUUGGACUAACUAUCUUCGGCCUGACUUGAAGAGAGGUCUUCUUACUGAGGCUGAAGAGCAACUAGUCAUCGAUCUUCAUGCUCAUCUUGGCAAUAGGUGGUCCAAGAUAGCAGCUAGGUUGCCAGGAAGAACUGAUAAUGAGAUUAAGAAUCAUUGGAACACCCAUAUAAAAAAGAGGCUGCUGAAAAUGGGAAUUGAUCCAGUUACUCAUGAGCCCAUCCAGAAAGAUACUAAGGCUGAAGAAAUUUGCUCUCGUGAUGAUGGUGUCAUCAACAUGGAAGAUAAUUCGAGCUCACAGACUGAAAACUCUUCUUGUGAAGAUUCACGUUUGCUUGAAAAUAUUUGCAAAGAUGACACGUUAUUGAACAGCUUGUGGAUGGACGACCCUCCCCAUAUUGAUGGUGCAUCCCGGAAUAAUGAAACUCCUGAUGAAAAUGUCAGCAACAUAAGAUUGCCAUUUGGGGAGGAUAACUGUUCUUGGUUAUUGGAUUGUCAGGAUUUUGGCAUUCAAGACUUCGGAAUCGAAUGUUUCAAUGAUGUUGAAUUUAACACACUCACCACGUUGGAGAUGGGAGAAGGGAAACAUUAGUAGUAGCACCAUGAAAGAGAUUUAAGCUUGAAAACUCUAUGUAAAUGUUCCGAAGUACCAUAUCUAGCUCAUUUUUUAGGUUCUCA